Molecule: messenger RNA, 2114 nt
Organism: Closterium sp. Naga37s-1
Lineage: Eukaryota; Viridiplantae; Streptophyta; Zygnematophyceae; Desmidiales; Closteriaceae
Source: the annotation of a GenBank genome assembly
UGGGGCGGGAGGGGGAUGGGGAGGAGGUGGUGGAGGGGGGGGAUGGGGAGGAGGUGGGGAAGGGGGAGGAGGGUGGGGCGGGGGAGGUUGGGGUAAGAAGAGAGGGCAAAGUGAGGGUGAUGGGGCUGCUGGGAACACAAGAGAUGGAGAGGACGGGUGGGAAAGAGGAGGGGGUGGUGGGGAUGGUGGGGAUGGGUGGGGAGGUGGAAGAGGAGGUGGGGAUGUGUGGAGAGGUAGAGAGGACGGGGGAGACGAGGGCGGACAGGGGGAAAGGGGGUGGAGGGGGAGGGGAGGAAGGGGGAGGGGUCGCGGGAGGGGAAGGGGAAGGGGGAGGGGAAACGAUUCGUGGGGAGACAGGGAGAAAGGGGAUGGGGGGGGCGAUGGAGGAGGGCGGGCUGGAUGGGGGGGAGGCGGAUCGGGGGGAGGUGGAUGGGGGGGAGGAGGGGGAGGCGGAUGGGGGGAAGGUGGAGAAGGGGAAGGUGGAGGGGGAGGAAAGCGUGGGUUCAGGGAAGAUAGAGAUGGGGGGAACCGAUGGGGGGGAGGAGGGGGAGGCGGAUGGGGGGGAGAUGGGGCAGAUGAAGAGGGGAGAAGCUUGGGGGGAAGCGAAAGAGGCAGGGGCAGGGGCAGGGGGAGGGGAAGGGGAGACAGAGAAUUUCGGGGAGGCAGAGGCGGAAGGAGAGGGGGCCGAGAUCAUCACAGGGAGCGGCAGGAGAGGCCUAAGAGAUGGUCACAGUGGGACCAUCUGGGGGAGAAUGGGCUUCCAAAAGUGGGCCAUCCGUUGCUGUGGCCGGGAGAAGUGUGUAUUUGGAGGGAGGGAGAGAGCCAUUCUCAUCGGUCAUAUGGCGGCUGGGCUGCCCCGGUUAACGGCCACAGGGGAGGACGAGAAAGUGCGUAGUCUCAUGGUGUCACAGGUGGAAGGGGGAGGCGGGAUACCGCCCCGCCUCACUGCCACAGGGGAAGAGGAGAAAGUGCGUAAUCUGAUGGUGUCUCAGGUGGAAGGUGGAGGCGGCAUAGUGGAUGCUGCUCGCAUGGACGUGGACAGUCACGGUGUGCGCCUGGGCAGGGUUCGUCUGCAUGCCACGCUGCGCCCGGAGGUGGGGGACAAGCUGACAAGCCGGCACGGGCAGAAGGGGGUCAUUGGGCGUGUGCUGCCCUCCCACGACCUGUCCUGGUUCGACGGCGUUGCCAGAAUCAGUUCCUCUCUUAAAGCCCCUGGUGCUGCCAGUGCUGCUGCUGGUGCUGCUGCUGGUGCUGGUGCUGCCAGUGCUGCUGCCAGUGCUGCUGCUGGUGCACCUACAGCAGUGGGAGCGCCGGAUUUGAUGAUCAAUCCACACGUGCUGCCCUCCUGCAUGACACUGGGGCAAGUCAUGGAAGCACUCUCUGCCGAGGUGGCAUGCUCUCCCGUGCAAGAGAAAAGCAGCAACGCAAGCCUCCCCUCCUUCCCCGCUUGCUCCUCGGACCUCUGGGGCUCGGACCUGCUCUCUGAAGCACAGCAGCGGCUGCGCAGCUGUGGCUACUCACCUCUCGAUUUGGGCAAGGACGUUGCAUACUGUGGGAUCACGGGACGAGAGAUGGAGGGGAGGGUGUUUGUCGGCCCUACACACUACUUGCGUCUGAAGCAUCUAGCAGCUGAUAAGAGAGCCACACGGGCCAUUGGGACCAAGCAGAUGACAACCCGCCAGCCCACUAAAGGCAGGGCGCAGCAGGGGGGAAUGCGGGUGGGGGAGAUGGAAAGAGACUGCCUGGUGGCGCACGGGGCAGCGCACUCCCUCUCUGAGCGCCUCUCGCUCCUCUCAGACGCCACUGCCCUUGCUGUCUGCUCUGCCUGCCGCCUCAUUGCCACUGGGGCGGGUGGCUCUGGGGGAGGUGUACUCAGGGCAGGUGGUGGUGGCAGCGGCUUUGAUCGUUACGCUGCUGCUGGUGCUGCUGCUGAUGCUGGUGGUUUCGGUGGUUUUGGCGGAGAGGGGAGUGAUCGCCAUGGUCCUGUGUGCCAGUCGUGUGGAAGCAGCACAAACACCACAGAGGUGUGCAUGCCAUAUGCCUUGAAGCUCCUGUUUGAUGAGAUGAGGGCCAUGGGGAUAUCAGUGCAACAAUGUGCAUGCCAUACGCCUUGA